This is a messenger RNA of Oryzias melastigma (Indian medaka), 4677 nucleotides long. It is a transcript of the gene emsy, whose product is annotated as EMSY transcriptional repressor, BRCA2 interacting. Lineage: Eukaryota; Metazoa; Chordata; Actinopteri; Beloniformes; Adrianichthyidae. The coding region runs from base 250 to 4026 and encodes 1258 amino acids. The transcript has 20 exons. Gene Ontology annotation, biological process: regulation of DNA-templated transcription. Gene Ontology annotation, cellular component: nucleoplasm. The record is from RefSeq and is a predicted model, not a curated record.
CCACGCCUGGGGAGGAGUAGGCGCCUUUCAGACGAAGAAGACAUCCGGACCAAUGCUACUGGGCAGUCAAAAAUAAACACAACAUCUCAGCAUAAAUAUAACAAUUUUAAUGGUUUAAAACGCACCUUUUUACAGUUUUACCAUUUUUUCUUUUCAAAAUGAUGUUGCUCCACUAAUGUAGUGGUCCGCCAUGUUUGUGUAGAGCACAGACUUACAAAGGCCUUCAUGUUAACCGGCUAACGGACGCCAAUGAUUCAGCUGGAGAAGCCGGUGCUGCCUGGUACCAUGCCGGUGGUGUGGCCCACCAUCCUGGACCUGGGCAGGGACGAAUGUAAAAGAAUUCUUCGGAAACUCGAGCUGGAGGCGUAUGCAGGCGUGAUCAGCGCUCUCCGAGCCCAAGGAGACCUGACCAAAGACAAGAAGGACCUGCUGGCAGAGCUCACUAAGAUUCUUGGCAUCUCAACAGAGCGCCAUCGCGCUGAGGUCCGCCGCGCCGUCAACGAUGAACGCCUCACCACAAUCGCAUAUCACAUGUCGGGUCCGAACAGUUCCUCUGAGUGGUCCAUUGAAGGGCGGCGGCUCGUUCCCCUCAUGCCUCGGCUCGUUCCUCAGACGGCGUUCACGGCCACUGCCAACGCCGUCGCCAGCGCCACAGCCAGUCAGAACGCCUCGCUGCCACUGCCAGCGGAAACAGGGAACAAAGAGGUGGUGGUGUGUUACUCCUACACCAGCACCACCUCCACCUCCACCAGUGCGACGGCGUCCUGCGGUCCCAUCGGAGCGACGGUCAAGUCUCCCCGUCCCGCCAGCCCUUCAUCCAACGUGGUGGUGCUGCCCAGCGGGAGCACGGUCUACGUGAAGAGUGUCAGCUGUUCGGAUGAAGACGAGAAACCCUCCAAGCGAAGACGCACAAACUCAUCCAGCUCGUCUCCGGUGAUGCUGAAAGAGGUUUCCAAAGUUUCUCCACCGAUGACCAAGAACAUCACUGUGCCUGUGAGCGGCAGCCCCAAAAUGAGCAACAUCAUGCAGAGCAUCGCCAACUCCCUGCCGCCUCACCUGUCCCCCGUUAAGAUCACCUUCACCAAACCCGCAAUCCAGACCACCAGCACCACCACCCAGAAGGUGAUCAUCGUGACGACGUCUCCCAGCUCCAACUUUGUGCCCAACAUCCUGUCCAAGUCCCACACCCACAACAAUGCCGCCCUGUCCAAGCUGGGCUCCACCUCCAUCCUGACCACGCCCACCCAGAAGCAGACGGUGGUCUUUCCUGCCAGCUCCAGCCCCUCCCCCAGCACCAUCGCGGUGACCACGGUGGUGUCCUGCACGCCGUCUGUGGUGAUGUCAACCGUAACGCCAUCUUCAGCCGGAGUCAAAGUGGCUUCAGCCAGGCUUCCUUCACCCAAGACCCUGGUGGGCUCGCCCACUCAGAUCCUGGCCCAGUUCCCCAAGCAGCAGUCCCCCAAACAGCUGCAGCAGACCUCCACCUUAGGAGCUUCCAGCAUCAGCCAGACGCAGACCACCAGCACCCCCCCACCAGGGGUCAAACCCACCAUUCAGAUCAAGCAGGAAUCAGGAGUGAAAAUAAUCACCCAGCAGGUGCAGCCCAGCAAAAUCCUGCCCAAACCUUCGUCAGUGUCUCUGUCCAGCAGCAGCUCUUCACCCAUCAUGGUUGUCAGCAGUAAUGGCGCCAUUAUGACCACCAAGCUGGUUUCUCAGCCAACAGCUUCUCAGGCAACGUACACAAGGCCAACCGUUAGUCCCAACAUCGGCGCCCGAAUCACCGCGUCCAGUGGAGGCACCACCUACGUCAAGACCACCAGUGGCAGCAUCAUCACCGUGGUGCCCAAGUCUCUGGCUACUCUGGGGGGGAAGAUCAUCAGCAGCAACAUUGUUUCCGGGACGACCACCAAGAUCACCACCAUCCCCAUGACCUCCAAGCCAAACGUCAUCGUGGUGCAGAAGACCACGGGCAAAGGGGCCACCAUCCAGGGGCUGCCAGGGAAGAAUGUGGUCACCACGCUUCUGAACGCCGGGGGGGAGAAGAGCCUGCAGGCGGUUCAGGGGACCAAACCCGCCAUCAUCACCGCCUCCAGGCCCAUCACCAAAAUGAUUGUCACGCAGCCCAAAGGCAUGAGCUGUGGAGCUCAGUCCACGGCCACCAAGAUCAUCCCAACCAAGAUCGUCUACGGCCAGCAAGGGAAGACGCAGGUUCUCAUCAAGCCGAAGCCGGUCUUCCAGACGGCGGUGGUGAGCGAACAGGCCAGGCAGCUUGUGACGGAGACGCUGCAGCAGGCGACCCGCUCGGCAGAGCUGAGCCAGGCUCAGAGCUCAGGGCAGGACGGGGCGGCGAAGGACGAAACGGGGGGUCUGGCGGAGGCCACCAGCUCCACUGGCGAGGUCCCGCACAGCAGCGGUCAGGAGGUGCAGACUGUAGUGCACCUGGUGUCCUCCAGGGAGCAGGAUUGGGCUGAACAGGAAGUGGCCGUGGAGUCGAGCCCCACGGUUAUCUACCAGGAAUUAAGCGGUGGGGAAUCCCAGUCCGCCACCUCCACCAUCAGAGCUCUUCUGGAGCUCCAGCAAACAAAAGUGAAGGACAACGCCGACGCCAAACCCCGGCAGCUCACCAUCGACCUCAGUCAGAUGGCGGUCCCCAUCCAGCUGGCCCAGGAGAAGAAGCCCAGCCCCGAGUCGCCCAGGCCGUCCACGUCCGAGGCAGAACCCAGAAGUGAGGCAGCAGCAACCAAGACUAAAGCGGGGGUGUCUGCAGAGGACAAAAACGUGGUCAUGUCCUCCAGCCAGCCGCCGGGGAAGUCCUCGAAGAGUAGCAGUCAGGUUACCGUGGUAACCAAACCAGCGCCAGCAUCAACUUCUGCGUCUCACGCGGUGUCAGACGUUCCGACCAAAACCGAAUCCGGGCUGGAGGCGUCCGAGCUGGAGGGCGACACCCUGGACCCGCAGACCGGUUUGUUUUACCGCUCCAGUCAGACGUCUUCAGACGCCGUCAAGCUCUCUGCGGCGACUCAGCAGCCGCCGCCGUCGUCGUCGAGUAAAGCUGAAGCCGAGGAGAGUCGACACACCUCCACCCCCGCCCAACAAACGCCGCCGCCGCCACAACUCCACAGCAAACCCCAGAUGAGCCAGCCUCCCUCCUCUUCCUCGGCCACGCCCCCUCUGACCAAGAAGAUCCUCAAACCCCGAGAAGUGGCCCCGCCCAAGCCACAGCUUUUAACGCCGAUCCCCAAAGACAAGCCCCUCCCUCCGCCGUCCCAAGCAGCGACAAAGGCCACGACCCCAAGCACGCCAACCAAAACUCCGGUGACGCCGCAGCUCCCGAAGCUGCAGCAGGCCCCCACCUCCCUCCACAGACCGCUGCACUCCCCCAUGUCCCACCCCCCUCCGCUGCAGGCGCACCACCCCAUCAGCACGGAGAAGGCGGCGUCCAGCCAGCCAAUCAUCACGCAGAGCGCCACCGUCACCAAGAUCACCUUCGGAAGCCCCCACCACCCCUCCCCGGUCUUCAGCAGCGGGGAGGCGGCCGCUAAGCUGAUCCCGGAGUCCAGCUCGGGGGCCGGGGGGGACAAGCCCUCGGUGUCGGACAUCCUGAAGAUCUCCAUGAUGGAGGCGGAGAUCGACCCCAGCACGGAGCCCAUGGUGGUGGACUCCUCCAGCGACUGCGGCCCCCUGGGAAAAGCGCUGGAGGUGCAGGCGGUGUCGGGCACGCUGGACUCGGGGCAGUUCAUCAGCAGCUCGGGGGUGUCCGUGCACCGCGCCAAGCCGCAGCAGUUCAGCUGCAUGCAGGGCCUCGCCGCGCAGAGCAGCAAGGACGACCUGGAGGUCAUCGAGGUCAUCCCGCAGUUCUCCAUCCUGCCGGACUCCAGCCAGUCCAACGUGGUGGUGGAGCCCAGCGGCUUCCUGGAGAUCACCAACUUCACCAGCCAGCAGCUGGAGGAGGACAGCCCCAUGGAGCAGGAGGUGGACAGCAGCAACGACGAGGCCGCCACCGCCAGCCCCCCCGACCAGCCCUAGCUCAAACCAGCAGGUUCCACUGGGGGGGUUGCUGGUCGCUCCUCCGAACUGACGGACAUGUGGUUUUUAUUGCCAAACGUGAAGGCGGUGAACGCACGACCUUCCGGUCUGCUUCUGCGAGGACGUUUACAGACACGCUGAGCGGUCGGGGAUUUUUUUUGGGUCCACUGUAUUUCAGAAACGUAAUCCCUGGCUGUGCUGAUGGCUGUACAGAUCUUUGUUACAUAAACUGUCUUCUUCUACCGACUUUGUAACGUUAAACUUUCCCGACGCUCCCGGGAUUCACGUCUUCAGGAGAGGGAACAAAGACGGAGCAGAUCCUGCUUUUUCUGAAGGAGCAGAACCAGGAAAGAAACUCGAGAGAGCUCUGAAGAAAAAAGAAAAACCACCUUUUGUUUGUUUGUUUGUUUAAAAUAUAUUCUAUAGUUCAAAAAGAGCUGCCGUGAAAAUUUAAGAAGUAUGCAUUUAUUUUUGCAUAGUGUGUUUAAACUUUCAGUUAUUUUCUAUAUUUUUAAACUAGACGACGUAGUAAUCCACACAAUAUCUCACCUGAAUAGGAAAUGCAUAACGUAGUUUCUGCAUUGAAAAACAAAAAUGUCUGUUUCUGUUUUGUCCAUGAAAUCAUUAAACUGUUUUAAGUUUUCAGUUAAA